CAUUUAUCAACAUUAUUCAACAGUCAACAGUCAACACUGCUUCUGUGGACAAAACCAAAAUUUUGCAUUUUGUGGAGAUUAAGAAUUUACUUUAAUUGAUAAUAAAGAAAUAAAUUUGUUUUCUAAAGUAACAAACACAUACAAUUGUUGUAUUUUCGUUGUAAUUGAAUAUUACUUAUUUCAAUCAUCUUUUCAAAAGUCACCAUGUUCCAGUCAACGAGUGAGCUUGCUAAUCGUAUCCCUAUCGAAAAGGAGAAGUCUCCUAUUAGUGAAGAUAGUGAAACAUACGAUUGUGAUAUGUGCGAUUCUGGUGGAUGGACAAGUGAAACAGAAAUCGAAGUACACAAACACAUGAAGCAUAAACAGGAAAUGUUACAUUUGCUUUAUCAAGACUCCGAUGAAUUGUGUGAAAUAUGUCUGAAAAAAUUUGAUAGUUCAGAUGACUUAAAGAAGCAUAUUAAAUCUGAACAUCUUCUUAGCUCUGAAGAUGCUGUCCGUGUUGAAAGAGAGCUGUUUAUUUGCGAUAUAUGUCAGGCUUUCUUCUUCAACAAAAAGCAGUUGGCUGUUCACAUAGUCCACUGUCAUAUCGAUAUAAAGAAAAUAGAGUGUGCUCGCUGCAAUCGAACAAUACCAGUAAAAAAUUUAUGGUUUCACUAUAUACACCAUAACAUACAGAGUGUUGCUACUUGCGAAAUAUGUUUUCUUAAGUGUAAAGAUCGUAAAGCAUUGAAAGAACACAUCUUUACCCAUAGUAAAUAUUUUCAUUGUGAGAUAUGUCAAUAUCAAACAAAAAAGGAGGAUUUAUUUAAUAAUCAUAUUCAGUUGAGACACAAACGAAAUUUUUCCAAUCUUCCAACAUAUAAUAAUAUAGACAUAUAUUUUUAUCCCACAUCUUAUACAAAAAAAUUGUCUAGGACAUCCCAUUUCCGUGGGUUGAUGCUGUCAAAUGAUUUUAGAGUUUGUAUAUUGUGUCGAGAAAUUUUUAACAAUUUAGUUAAGAUGCAAAUGCAUAUAUAUGAACACGUCAUGGGAAAUGAAAUUAUUGAAAAUAAGUAUCAGUGUAUGUGUGGAGAGGUAUUCUCAAAUAAGGUACUUUUAAAACAGCAUGUAUUUCAGUUAAAAGGAAACCAUGGUCCUAAACAUUAAAUAAUAAGUUGCACAAAAUGAGUGUUAAGGUUUUUCUUAUAUAAAAUUAUAAAGUAUAUGGAUGACAAUUCCCCAAAAUACCACAUGCCUAGCCUUAUAUAUAGGUAUAUUAGAUACAGGAUGAAUGGGGACAAAGGAUUGUAUCUUAAGUUAUUUUCCCAUAGCAGACAUUGAGACAUCUUACACUGUUAAACAUUACAUCUAAGAAAAAAUAUAAUUAACAAUGUACAUACUUUAUUUUAAAUUCAUAAAAGCAGCUCAGUUCAGUUCAGUUUUAGCAUAUUUGUCAUUUUAUUUGUGUGCUUAUCAUUAUGUUGUAAGCUAUACUUAAGAAUUUAAUUUUACUUCAAGUACUAUUUAUAUUUUUUGGUAGAUGUAGUAUAUUUGGUAUCUCAUUUGAUAAGAUUGUCUCUUACAAUGGCUUUUGUUUUAAUUAAUUGAUAUUUGUUUAACAUUUCAUCAAAAAAUUAAAUUAAUUGUAUCUUGUUUUGGAACAUAUAUAAUACAUUAAUUAACUUAACAUGAGUAUUAGUAUUUUUCAUAAUUUUUUAGGUGAGCAAUUUAGAAAAUCCUUAGAAAUUUGCAAAAUAUGUUAGGUUAGAUAAAUUUUAAUAAAAAAUUAAAUUUAUAAAACAUGUAAAGUUUGUGAUCGUUGUGUUUCUAAGGCCCUUUCUCCACUGCUCCGGUCCGGCGUCGGAUACCGGAAUGAGUCAUGAGAAAAAUAUCGGAAGGAAAAAUUGCGCUUCUCCACUAUAUCCGAUCCGAAAAUAAUCGAUACUUGUAUAUUUAUCUUACAUGAUAAAUACCACCACUUAUAUUAACUAAAACCCAUAUACUUUAUUUUGUUAAUAAAACGUUCUAAAUUCUGAAUACUUUAUUGCCCUGGCAAGUUUAUUACUUUUUUAUAUUGUCUAUCUUAAAAUAUUAUAAUCAACUUAAUAAAUAGUUCACUAAUACUAUGGUAUAAAAAUAUAAAGAAAUAGCAACAUAAUUUGGUUUGGUCCAGGUUAUCCAGAUUCUUUCAAAUUAAAGAAAAUAUAAAUAAACAUGUGAAUAAUAAUUUAUAACCUCUUGGAUACUUGGACCGAUAAAACACCGCUUUCCGAUCUAGCAAGUUAUCGGAUCGUUAAAAACCAAACGCCAGAGUAGUGGAGAAGUACGUAAGUACUGUUGUGAGUUUCUAAAUCGGAUCGGUAAUUAACGUUUGCCGGACCGGAGCAGUGGAGAAACGGCCUAAGGGGUUCAAUGUAGGUAUGUAUUUUUAGUCAGUUAAUUAAAAACAAGGAUGUUCAGGAUUAUAAAAAAAAGUCAAAUAUAAAUGCUCAUACUUAUAUAUUAAAUGCAAAUCCAUUAUAAUGUCCAGUACAAUUAUUGUCAGAAAAUAAUAAAUUAGGUACCUAAUUAAUAAAUUCUUGCACUGUUUC
Molecule: messenger RNA, 2570 nt
Organism: Pieris napi
Lineage: Eukaryota; Metazoa; Arthropoda; Insecta; Lepidoptera; Pieridae
Product: zinc finger and BTB domain-containing protein 11-like
Exons: 2
Coding region: 205-1146 (313 amino acids)
Biological process (GO): regulation of transcription by RNA polymerase II
Cellular component (GO): chromosome
Molecular function (GO): chromatin insulator sequence binding
Source: RefSeq, a predicted model, not a curated record